Molecule: messenger RNA, 906 nt
Organism: Rotaria sp. Silwood2
Lineage: Eukaryota; Metazoa; Rotifera; Eurotatoria; Philodinida; Philodinidae
Source: the annotation of a GenBank genome assembly
AUGGUAUUAACAAGAUUGCAACAAAAGCAAUUGGAAGAAGAAAGUAAACGUGAAAAUUUGAUAGAGAUCAAUCCAGUUAGUGAACAAGACAUUGGAAGAGCAAUCGACGUUCGAACAAACGAAAAUUUAUCUGCUCAACAAUCGUUAUCAUCUGGAAUGGCACAGAAAUCGUUGACGAUGCAUAUCAGCAAACAAUUGGAUCAAUUACCGUUAUUUAGUGGAAAGUUGAACGAAAAUGUCAUCAAAUGGCUAAAUGGCAUUACCAAUGAGUUGAAUGUGAUGAAAUAUGAUGAUGAUCAAAAAUUAUCUGUUAUUCAAACGUAUUUGAUGGAUGAUGCGCGAAAAUGGUUCAUUAAUAAUAGUGCAAGAUUAGGUACAUGGCCCAGUUUUUGUGAAGCUAUUGUAAAAACCUUUUCAUCAUCUUUUGCAAAAGAAGUAGCGAUAAACCAAGUGAGCCAGCGACGACAAGGGUUAAAUGAAACCGUGAUGCAUUACUAUAGUGAAAUGAUGGAACUAUUUUAUAUUAUGGAUCAUCAGAUGAGUGAUUCAUUGAAGGUUAGCUAUCUUAAAACCGGAUUAAAACUAUCAUUGAAAAAGGAAGUAUCAAGAAAAAAUCGAGAUACUCCAGCCGAAUUUCUUAAAAUAGCACAAGAAGAAGAAAGUCUUGAUUAUGCGAUCGAUACAGAAGCACAGAAUUUGCAGCUUUCAAGCAUAAAUGAGAAACAAAUAACAAAUAAUUUGACAAUAAUGAGAUCACCGUCACCACUGCAAAACUGUCACUGUGCGCUGUACACAAAAGCUCGAUUUCAAAACGAUACUGCAAAUAACUAUACUAAAACUCCAAUAACGCACCAAGAGUACCAAAUACAACAUUAUCCAGAUCAGCAACAACACCAAAAUUACUGA